Messenger RNA from Meira miltonrushii, 621 nucleotides. RefSeq names its product mitochondrial distribution and morphology family 33. The transcript is spliced from 2 exons. NCBI's taxonomy places the organism in Eukaryota, Fungi, Basidiomycota, Exobasidiomycetes, Exobasidiales, Brachybasidiaceae. The annotation marks the transcript as partial. The record is from RefSeq and is a predicted model, not a curated record. Gene Ontology annotation, biological process: inner mitochondrial membrane organization. Gene Ontology annotation, cellular component: mitochondrial inner membrane.
GAACCAAGAAUCAAACAACAACUAGAAUCACUUGGAAAACGUUGGAAUGCCUAUUCAGGCUAUGAAGAGGUAGUAGAGGCAAAAGCACAAGUGUUAGAAGCAGAAGUUGAAUUGAAACAAUUACGAGAUGAACAAAGUAUCUUGCGGAAAGAAUAUAUGAAAGCUGUCAGCAGGAGAGCUGGAUCACAACAAACAGUCAAUAAACUCUUACAAAGACGAGAAGAUUGGAGUGAUGCAGAUUUGAACGCAUACAUGGAGCUUGUCAAAUCUGAACAUGUAGAAGCAAGAGGUGAACGGGAGGCUACAGAACGAUAUGAGUCAAUAGGCCAUCGCGUAAAUGCUGCUUGGGAUGAUGUUGUCCGCAAAACCUUGGAGAGGUAUCAUGAAGAACAAAUUUGGAGUGAUCGUGUUCGUGCAGGAAGCACGUAUGGAAGCUUGAUAAUUGCUGGCUUGAAUGUUGCUAUCUUCAUUUUGGCCUUCCUCGUUGUUGAGCCUUACAAACGCAAGAAGCUAGCACAAACAUUUGAGAGCAGACUGCUAGAAGGUGAAGCGCUUAAUGCUCAAAUGUUAGCAAGUGUCGUACAAGAGUUCACUCAACAAUUGACAGCGCUGGAAGAAAGU